This is a messenger RNA of Daktulosphaira vitifoliae (grape phylloxera), 1686 nucleotides long. Its product is annotated as keratin, type I cytoskeletal 9-like. Bases 121 to 1515 code for a protein of 464 amino acids. The record is from RefSeq and is a predicted model, not a curated record. Lineage: Eukaryota; Metazoa; Arthropoda; Insecta; Hemiptera; Phylloxeridae. The transcript has 5 exons.
ACUGGUCCAUUUGAUUCAUAUGUACUGUGCCGUCGAUUUUGAUAGCCGUUAGAUAUUUAAUUUAGAUUCAUAGUAAAUUUAAAUGUUUCAGUAAUUCAAGGAUUAUAAAAUUCUAUAAUUAUGAAGACUUUAUCAAUAAUAAUUUGUUGUUUUGUUGCUGCAGUUAUAACAUUAGACUCUACAAAUGCCACUUUCUUUGGAAAGGAACAUGUACAUAUUCGAGUACAUUUACCAGCUGAAAAACCAUCAUAUCAUGAACAUCAUGAACAUCAUGAACAUCAUGAGCAUCAUGAUCAUCAUGAGCAUCAUAAUCAUCACGACAGUUAUAAAAGCUAUGGAGGACCUUCUAGUUUGAGUAGUUACAGCAGUGGAAGUGAUUCAUAUGGAGGAGGAGGUCAUGGAAGUUCGGGUGUUUAUGAUUCCGGUUUAAGCGGACCAAGUGGAGGUAGUUAUGAAGCCGAUAUACCAUCAGGAAGUUAUGGAGGAUCAUCAUCUGACGAGCAUGGACCAAGUAAUGACUUUGAUUCUUCAAGUGGACAUGGUAGCUCAUCAGGAAGUUAUGGCAGUUCAUUCGGAGGACACGGUUUAAGCUCUAGUAGUUAUGAUAGUUCAUCUGGAAGCUAUGGUGGUUCUUCAGGUGGUCACGGUUUGAGCUCUAGCAAUUACGGAGGUUCAUCUGGAAGCUAUGGUGGUUCUUCAGGUGGUCACGGUUUGAGCUCUAGUAGUUACGGAGGUUCAUCUGGAAGCUAUGGUGGUUCUUCAGGUGGUCAUGGUUUGAGCUCUAGUAGUUACGGAAGUUCAUCUGGUAGCUAUGGUGGUUCUUCAGGUGGUCACGGUUUGAGCUCAAGCAAUUACGGAGGUUCAUCUGGAAGCUAUGGUGGUUCUUCAGGUGGUCACGGUUUGAGCUCUAGCAAUUACGGAGGUUCAUCUGGAAGCUAUGGUGGUUCUUCAGGUGGUCACGGUUUGAGCUCUAGCAAUUACGGAGGUUCAUCUGGUAGCUAUGGUGGUUCUUCAGGUGGUCACGGUUUGAGCUCUAGCAAUUACGGAGGUUCAUCUGGUAGCUAUGGUGGUUCUUUAGGUGGUCACGGUUUGAGCUCUAGUAGUUACGGAGGUUCAUCUGGUAGCUAUGGUGGAUCUUUAGGUGGUCACGGUUUGAGCUCUAGUAGUUACGGAGGUUCUUCUAGUGGUUUUAAACCUUCCAGCAAUAGUGGUACAUUAUACAGUGGAUACACUGCAGGUAAUCACAAAGGAUCAUCGGGUGGAUAUGGAGGUAGUUCAUCGGGAAACUUAGGAAGCUAUUCCAGUGGGGACCAUGGCUCUAGCUCAGGAAAUUUUGGUGGAUUAAGCAGCUAUUCUGGUGGAUCUAGCUUUGGAAGUAGUUUAAAUGGAUAUUCUGAUAAUGGGCUUAGUUCUGGGUUAAAUGGAUACUCGGGUAGUGGUGGAGACAGUUACUCAGCCCCCGGAUCUGAUAGUUUUGGACCACCGGGAGAAAGCUAUCCAUACAAAAAAAAAUAAGCGACUAAAACAUAUGAAUUAGGGUUAUUGUUUUAUUUGUAACUAUUUGUUGUUUGUUUUAUACUUUUAUAUAUUGAUUUAAAACUUAUUUGGUGAUUAUAAAUCCCAAACUCUAAGACUGACUUAAUGGAAUGUUUCGUUUUUAUUAAAAUAAACAGAUGUUAAUUAUAA